GCAGCAGGCAUGGGGCUCGCUGGCCGCCAGUUCCAAGCCCUGGUCUGGAAAAAUGGACUUUGCCGACUGCGGCACCCGGUCCUUUCCCUGGCCGAAUUCUGCUGGCCCUGCAUCCUGUUCACGAUUCUGACAGUCCUUCGGUUUCAGGAGCCUCCGAGACACAGGGACAGCUGUUUCUUGCAGCCCCGGGAUCUGCCCAGCCGGGGCAUUCUCCCCUUUGUCCAAGGGCUUCUUUGUAACACUGGUUCAACCUGCAGGAACUUCAGCUUUGAAGGCUACAUGGACCACCAUUUCCGGUUCCAAACUGCUGCUGCUGACACGGCAGUCACCAGCCUGGGCUUUGUAGAAGAGGUGCAGGGCCUGGCUGAGGACAUUUAUGAGAUGAUGAACAAGGCGAAGCACUUGCAGAAACUCUGGGGAGAAAGAGGCCAGACACCAGAUUCUUCUUACGGUUCCAGCUUUUUAACAAUGGAUCUCAAUCAAACCGAGGACAUGCUAUCAGAACUGGAAAUCCUCCACCAGCAGCCAUACCUCUGGGAUUUCCUGCAUUCACUGCCAAGACUACAAACAAACAGAGUUCUUGUGGGAGACACCACACAAACUGCAGUGUACUUUCUCCAGGCUGUGCUAAAUUCUGUAGCGUCUCUGGACCAUCUGGAUUGGCUGCCACUCAACCCGACGCUCUCCCAGGUCUCCACAGUUCUGCUGAACUCGACCAUUUCAGCGCUGACUUUUCUGCAGCAGCCUGGAGGAGCAGCCACUGAGUCCGUCUACCACCUUUCCCUGCAGAACAUGGUCUGGGACCCACAGAAAGUACAGCGUGACCUCCAAUCCCAGUUUGGCUUUAAUGGUCUUCAAACAGAGCGACUCCUGAAUUACUCAGUGGAGCUGCAGGAGGUGUUCGGCCAGUGGCAGCAGGGUGGGCUGCUUCAGAAGGUGCUCACAGGCACGGCCCGCAGCGUCCAGGCCCUCCAGGACAGGUUUGAACAGGGGGGCAUGCCGUGGAAGGUGGCAGAAGCCUUGCGCGUUGGACUGCUGCUCCUGAGUGACGCUUUGGCAGUGGAUGGCCCCAGAGACAGCCACAGCUCUUCGCAGAUAUUUCAGCAUCUGCAGACAUUGCAGAAUGUGUUGCAUAAGCUGCCCCGGUGGCCAGCGCUGGAGAGACUGCGGCAGCUGGAUGGGGCCCUCAGGAAUGUGAUAUCCCAGGAUUUACAUUUUGUCCAAGAAAUCCUUACUCAUCUGGAGACUUUAGCAAAUGAUUCUGUACUGGGUGGACCUGACCGUUGGAAACUAGAAAAGAAUGUGUUCUUUGGCGGGUUAAAGCAGCUGCUGAUGAAGAAUGCUACCGUUGCCUAUCUAAAUGGAUGCUUGUCUGAGGAAGCUCCCAAGUUCCCUGGGAAUUCCAGCGUCUGGGGGGAUCCCUGGGGACUGUUGUGCCACCACACCUCCUUCAAUAAGACCAGAGUUUUUAACAGGCUACUUGGUGCAGUAGAGGAUGCUGAUCAUGGUUUGCAAGAAGCCAUUGCUGGGCACACAGAUAUUCUGGUUUCAGACCCUGAAGUACAUCCAGGCUGGCAGGAGCUCAAGAAGCAGCUGUUGAAAGUGAACCACUCCUGUUCUGGGCUCUUCCAAUUGCUAGGAGCUGAUGCCUCUCCUGGGACCAGUGUCUCUGCUGGUGGCUGUGAGCAGCAGCUGGUCUCCACCAUAAUAUUUCAUAUUCUGGAAAAAGCACAAUUGUCCCUGGGACAAAUGUCCUACUGGAAAUCCUUCCCAGAGUUUAUCAGGAAGACUUGUGAGAUGGCUCGAUAUGUGAACACACAAGGAAGUUUCCAGAACAAUCUGUCAGCUCUCUCUGAGGACUCCCCUUGUUAUGCAGAAAACAUGGAUUGGAAAAUCAUCAGUGAUAAUUAUUUUGCCUUUUUGAAUAAUUUACUGACAUCUCCAAUAACGUCCACAUCCAGGGCCUUCAACUCCACAAAGUACCUUCUAGUGAUGGAAAAGAAGUGGCAUGCUCAUGACGAUGAAGAGUUGAACUUUCUUUUAUCAUUUGUGGAGUUUUUGGAGAAGUUAUUAUUGCCUAAUCCUUUUGAAUCAUCUAGUGCUCAUGAAUUCCAUAACCUCCCCUCUCUUAUUGAGAAUUUUCUGAAUGCAAGUGUUUUGUGGGUAAACUAUUUAAAAAGUUUAGGGAGAAACUCAUCGACAGUUGAUGCUCAGAAACUUCUGGAAUUUGGCCAAAUGGUGAUUGAAAAAAUGCAAACUCACGAAAGUCACUGGAUGAAGAAGGCAUACCAAAAUGCUUUGAGAGUCAUGGAAUUAAUACUUUUCAAAAUUAAUCCCAAGUUGCUAGAAUUAUGGCACUAUGGCGUUUCAGAAGGAGAAAGAGCUAAGUUAGAAACCUUGUCUACAUUUCUAAAUUUUUCUGUUCCAGAAAAUGAGAAGAUUCUGAGUAAGAAUUUUAACUUUUCCCAGUUGUUCCAUUCAGACUGGCCUGAGUCACCACCUGUGAACAUGGAUUUUGUACAUUUAAGCAAAACUAUAAUAAGUAGUCUGUAUGAGUUUGGCUUUCUUACACAGGGAGAAAUCUCAGAAGCCCUGGACGCAGUGUAUGCUAUCAGAAAUGCAUCUGGUCUUUUCUUGGCCCUCUCUGAACUUCAAAAACAAGAAAUUGAUAAAAUUUUGACUCAUGUCUAUCUACAUGUCUUCAAAGACAAGGAUUCUGCUUUACUUCUGCAAAUUUAUUCUUCAUUUUACCAAUAUAUUUACAAAUUCUUGAGCCUUCAGAAUAGGGAGCCGUUGCUAACUUACCUCACCCAAAUCUCACGGCACAUUUUGGACAUUGUAAAGCAGUUUAAUUUCCAAGACAUCAGGAAAGCAUUUGCAUCUUUGUCUGGGACUGCUGGGGCUCUUGGGGGAAUUUCUGAAGAAUCUUACUGUCAGCAGUUGCUUUCACUUUUUAAUUUUUUGGAGCUUCAAGCCCAAUCCCUGAUGUCUACAGAGGACCAAGAAUUGGAAGUGAUCCAUGCUACUUUGACAGGCCUCAAACAGCUGCUGAUAGUAGAUGAAGAUUUUCGCGUUUCAUUAUUUCAGUACAUGAGCCAACUCUUCAAUGGUUCAGGGGACGGACUGUGGGGGAGUGACUGCUUUGUUUUGGAUAAUAAAACUAUUUCUUCUGCAAACCGUUCAACAUUUGAGGGGCCUUCACUUAUCCUCCCAUGGGCACAAAUAUUCUCAACCCUGUCACCAAAUGUCAGUGAGUUUACAGCCAUUCACUGUACCGUUUCAUGGCUUCAAAUGUGGACUGAAAUCUGGGAAAGCAUCUCCCACAUAUUUAAGUUUGAGAAGAAUGUUUUCACUUCUCUUCAUGUUGGUCUCACUGAACUUCUGGGUGAAUUGGAAAAUGAUAUGAAAAUUUCUAAAAGCUGCCAAGGACUACUUCCCACCCAUCAUGCUGCUAGACUCAUAUUAAAUUUGUUUAAAAAUGUAACCUGUGCUGAUGGCCUCCACAUUGGGGAUGGUUUCCUGGACGUUAGGGAUCUUUGGGUGGCAUUAGGUGACGCAUUAGUUACAGUAAAAUCACUGAACUUGGAGCAAGUAGAGAGAUCUCUUUCUACCAUGGAAGCUGCCCUGCAUCAGCUAAAGACAUUCCCACUGGACACGAACACAAGCCGAGAGUUUUUAUAUUCUCUGCUUGAUGUUUUCAGUGAGUUAAGCAAUACAUCAGAAUAUCUAGGUAGAAAUGCAGAGCUGAUAAAUCACUUUCUUUCAAACAAUCUCACACAUUAUGGAACGAAGUUUGAGAGAGUCAUCACUGAGUUCAGAGAAACAAUAUCACUUCUUAGACACCUGUCACACAAUGGAGAUUUAUUGUCCUGUGCUGGUGUAUUCCAAAAUGUUACCGAGUUGAUUUUAGAAGGUGGUUUAUUACAUGCAAAUGCUUCCCAGAGGAUGGUGCAUAUUCUGGCCGUGUUAAAUUCCACAUUUUCCUCUGAGAACACAGUGAGCAGCCUGAGAGGAUGCGUUGGAUGGGUAGAUGUCAUAAACCAUCUAUACUCGAUGUGUAAUUCAAGUUUUUCACAGGGUCUCUUUCCCAAUAUUUUUGGGAGUUUCCCAGAUAUAGAAAACAAAAUGAACGCUACGUUGAAAAUUGUAACUUGGGCAUUAAAUAGAAUGAAACCCCUUUGUUCUUUGAAUGAACCAAAUAUAAACUGUGUAAAUAUUUAUUUGAAAGACAUGACUGACUUUCUAAACACUAUUUUUACUACAGUCUUUGAAAAAGAAAAGGUACCAAAAUUUGAGAUUUUAUUAGCUCUUUUAAAUGAUUCUACAAACCAAGUGAGAAUGAUUAUCAAGAACUUAACAAGAGCCUUUGAUUCUGCCUCCCAAUCUAACUGGAAAAAUUUGCUUGGAUUAUUUCUUAGACCCAUAGAAGUGUCAGAUGAAAUUCCUAACCCUUUUCAGAAUGUUUGGCUGCAUUUAAUAGCACUGGGGAAAGAAAUUCAAAAACUUAUGCAAGACAUUUCCCCUAUCAUACUGGAAAAUAUUCCUUCUACAACUGAAAAAGUCUUAAGUAUAUUUGCCACCAUCAUAAAGGAAAAGGACAUAAACCAUUUAGGCAAGUCGGUUUAUCAUUUUGCUAAUCACUUUGCCCUCAUCUUAUCUCAUAGGCUCCAAAAUUCAUCAGAGAUUGUUCCAAAUGAAAUAAGGACAGCAGUGGGUCUUGGGAUUCAACUGGUAAGGGAUGUGUUCAACUCUUUAAUGCCCACAGUUCAGCACAGUAUUCCAGAAGGUACACGUCAUGUUCAAGUUUUGAAGCAAGUGUCUCCUCUUAUGCGCAGUCUCAGGAGAGCAGACAUAGAUCUCUUAGUAGAGCAGCUGGAACAGAUUAGUGAAGGCCUGGUGGAUUUCUUUAGGAAUCUCAGUAGACUAGGCACUGAUGAUGUAGGGGUUGACUUGCUUGUUGGCUUGAUGGAAAAGUUGACAGACAGCUCAAGUUCUUGGAAUGUUCACCUGCUCCUGCGGCUCUCCCGCCUCUUCCCCAGAGAGGACGUGAACCUGGUGGUACACGUGUACCAUGCUCUUCCUCAUGUUGCACGGCUUCUGGAGAGAGUAGCUGAUAAAAACCUCACGGAGGGCCUCAAGGAUAUCCAUGACUUCAUGCUCCUUCACGGCAUCAGCAUUGCCAACAUCUCCAAGGAGGACUUUGCCAUUGUGAUCAAAACUCUGUUGGACACCAUCGAACAAAUAUCAGACCAACCCGCUCUUGUGCCAGAGGCUUUAACAUGCCUUCCUGUGCUUUGGUGUAGGACUCAUGCAGCUCCUGGAUUUCUGCAGAACCCCGAGUUAGCAGGCUGUGGUGUGCAGGGGCGCAUGUCUUCUUCCUUUUAUGGCAAAGUGGCCAGCAUACUGGACCGUCUCCACCUGUCUCACCCAGGGGAGCAUUCACAGUGUUCAAAGGAAAGUUCCCGUAUGGAAAUGUCAAGAAAAGCAGUCUGUGUAAUUCAUGAGCUAGCAGACUGGAAUUCCAUUCUUCUGGAGCUGUCUGAAGUCUUCCACCUUAAGACUUCGCUGCUGAAAACUGUGCAGGAAUUUUGGGACAAAGUGUUACCCUUUGUCCCACCUUCUGGAAAUCAGAGUCAUGGCAGCAGCCCUGAAUUCUGUGCUGGUGGUCCUAUUAAGCAAGUUGCUUUGCAGAUCAUAGAACAUCUAACAAAGGUCAACUUUACAAAAGUGACUUCUGGUAAGAACAUUCUUGACAAGGUGGUUAGAUUAAACAAGAUUCUUAAGAUUGUCGAAGGUACACAGACUGCUGUUGAAAAUAAUAUUUCCCUGCAUCUGGAAAGGAUGAUCAAGUCAAUUUCUGGACACUGGAACCUAGAAAACAGAACUCAUUAUCCACUUUCUCCAUUCAUGAGUCUUCCGAUUGCAAAUCAUACAGGUAAUAGCUUAGAAGCAUUAGCAAGUUUUCUUAAGCUAAGUGAAGUAACUGAUAACUUUGAAGAACUGUGGCUGGACUUCAAACAAACCAUGGAAAACCUGACACAUGCCAUUAAUAUCAGGCACCUUUUGUCUGAAACUAACAAAGAAAUCCAAAGUAUAAAUUCAGUGGCCCUUCAAAACACAACUUUACCGCUUUCCUAUUUUCUAGAGAUCCUCAAUUCAUCAUCAUUGAAGAUGUUGGAAGCUAUCGAAGCUUUUCUUCUGGUCACAAAAAACUGGCUUCAUGAAUAUGCAAAGGAAGAUUACUCCAGAUUGAUACAAACAUUAUUUGUUCCUGCAUCCAAUGAGAGUUCAAGUGACAAUAUGACUGUGUUGAUUAAAGAUAUUGUUACCUUUUUAGACUAUCUAAAAAACAUUUCUAGAGAAAACAAUUUUGAUGUUGCCUUUCUUUCUCCCCUGCUACAUGGAGAACAGCUGGUUAAUUUCUCACUCAUUCAGUGGGUUCUUGAAAACAUUCUGAUUAAUUCCAUCAAUAACAGAGCUGGCCGUUCUCAGGAAGCAGGCCUGAGUUUAAAUGAUGCUGACCUUCACAUAACGAAUCUCAUUAACCUCACCUUGAACCACACAUGGUCAGGAAAGGGUGGGAAAACAGUUCUUUCUCCAAGACAGACAGUGGAUUUUGUGGAUCAGCUUCUGAAAACAUUCCUUUCCCUUCUCCUAAAGGAAAAUUCUGACAACAAAAUAUCUCUUCUGCUUAAAGACUUGCAUGAAGAGUCUGCAGGGAUGAGUUCUGUCUUCAUGGAUAAACUUCUAGAAGCUCUGAAGCUGGAUCAGUUUCUGACCUGGAGGAGUGAAGACAGAUGGAUGAGUGUGUUCUCAAGCUUAGAGGAGGCCGUGUUUCAUCUGGUCAGAAGCUCCUUCUGGACAGACGGGGGGGAACUCUCUUUUGAUAGCCCUGGAGGGCUGGAGUUCAUGUGCGAUGCAGUCCUUGGCCUUCUGAGGGAGGCCUCAGAGGAGAAUAAGCCUGCUGGUGGUCAGGACUUCCCAGGGAGGGUAAGUCAGGUGCUUCUCCACGUGAACAGCUCUGCAGAUCUUGUCCAGCUCCACCGGGACCUUAGGUCAGUUGUUUACCUUGUGAGAGAAAGUUCCGCAGAGAUGGCGAAUCUCGUGAACACUCUGUUAACCUCUCCCGACGACUUCCAUAACUUGUAUCCUGUACUCCAAGAAGUUAUACUUGCUAACCUGACUGUCUUGCUUUCCUUCGCGAAUAACUCAUUCCCUCUACGAAACCGAGAAGCAUUAGAAAUCACUAAGAUGUUGCUCAGUGUCAUUUCCGGUACUGGGGCAGAAGAUCAUGUUGUGGAACCCCUCGUAGAAAUAUCUCGCACUCUGGCCACAUUGCUAGAUGACAGUGCUGGGCUGAAAGAGCUGGCCACCACAGUAGACUCCUUUGUGAAACUCCUCCAGCUGGCCAAGAAAGCUUCGGAGAAGAUGACCACGAUUCUUGAAACUCAUUUCAUCUCCCAUAGCAAAGAGAGCAGCAAAUUCUUUGACACUCUCUAUUUUAGCAUGCAACAAAGAGUUCAGCGUCUUGUGAAGGAAAUUGCUACUUUCGAAAAAGAUCAUUUUGUAUUGAAAAACAUAAAUGAUUUGUUGCUGCCAUUUCUUGACCUCGUCUUUGGAAUGACUGGGGUGAAACCUAGUGUUUCCUGGGACUCUGAUAAUUCCAGUCUGUCAUCUAGCCUGCUUGCAGAUGUGAGCCAAUCCAAGGACUUUACUGAGAUUUUGGAAGAAAUGGCUCAAUUUUUAACUUCUGUGAAAUUUAAUUUGGGAGACUUGGAGCGCCUUGUGGUGGCACUUAAUAAUGGGACUCAAAUAUUUUCUAUGGAUUCUGUCAACGUAUGGGAGGAAAUUCUGGGUUGCUUAGUUCCGAUAAAUUACAUCACCAAACAAAUAAACUUCUUACACUCAAAUCCUCUUUCCACUCAUAGUGGUGCUCAAGAUACCAAAUGGGAAAGAAUUGACGAAAUGAUUCCUUGUUUGGAUAAAAUGCUAACAGAAAACAGCACGGAAAUGGGAGCUUCCAUGAAAAUGUUGAUUGAUCUCAUUGUAGACACUUUCUGGGAUAGCUUAAAGAAGAGCCCUGGUGAUGUUUUAAACCUGCUGCUGACAGCUGGUCAGCUUCCACGUGACCUGCUAGAAACCAUAGCCACAGUUUUGGAGGCUUCUCAUGGAGCUCGAAGUGAUGGCGGAGCUGAUUUAAGGAAAGCUUUAUUUUUCAACGUGUCCUUGAUUCAGAAUAUAACUGAUCAUCAACUUGAAAAAGCAAUCCAGAUCAUGCUACCUAGAAUCGCACUCUUGAGCCUCCUCCCAAACAACUCUCAGUGGAUAAAUUCUUUGCGUACUUUGUUGUGGCCAGUUUCUGAGAUUUUCAUUAAUGCAGCCACCCGGAAGAAUGUCACAUCUGCACAAGAGGCGAGGACCAGGAGCGAGACGAUGAGUUUCCCUUAUAGCUUCCACCCAUCAUCGAGUUUCAAGAAAUACCUGAAGCGGUUAAUAGUAUUGAUUGAAAACUGGCAAAAAGUCCUGCUGACAGAUGAAAGUGUUGUGGAGCUGUGCCAAGCCUUCCAGCAGCUGGAGGCGCCCUCGGAGGCCAUGGCAACGCUACAGAGAGUGGAGCUGGUGGUACUUCGGGGGCUCACCAUCCUCGCAGAAAGCCCCUCGCUGACGAAGGAGACUCUGUGUGCUGCCCUGAGCUGCAGGCGAGGCGGGGUGCAGCGGCUCAUCCUGCCCGCUCUCCGGUGGGCCACACUGCUGCACGGCCUCUACCAGGAAACUCACAAGAUGUGGAGCUCGCCAGGUCAGCUAAGUUGUGAAAGUUUUAGCAAGAAUCUUUCUAGCACCUUGGGAAGCUUCAAAAGUGACUUGGAAAAUGCCACUGAGCAGGGCUGCCUAUGCCAGCCCCCGCUGCGAAUGGUCCAACGGCGCCUGCACGAGUUGGCCAAGAGUCUCGGGGAGACUUGGCUGUCAAAGAACCCCGGUAUGGCUUUCCUUAGCGACUUUGCAAUCCCUGAGGAUGUAAAAGUGAGAGAUUUGAUGAAGAACAUCACCAGGCUAACCGAAGAGCUUCAGUCUUCUGUCCACAUCUCCGAUGAAACUGUCCGCAGCAUUUUGGAAGCAAAUAUUUCCCGCUCCAAGGUGCUCCCCAGUGCCCUCACAGUGGCUCUGUCUGGAAAGUGUGACCAGGAACUCCUCCAUCUCCUGCUGACCUUUCCCAAGGAUGAACAAUCCAGGCUUGCGACCAGGGAGCUCUGUGGGCUUCCUGGGUCCAAAGUGUUUCUCCUGAUUGUGGUCCUGAGCCAGAACCUGGAUCUGCGAGCUUUGGUCUACAAGACUCUGAUCCCUUCCGAAGUCAGUGGCUUGCUCAGCUCCCUGCUGGAUGUGGUCUCCAGCCUCAGCUCCCUACUUAGCAAAGCCCAACACGUCCUCAGACACCUUCCUGCAUUUCUUCAUGCCUUUAAAAUUAACUCUCUGCUAGAUAUGGCAGACUUUGAGCAGGCUUCACGACACGGCCAGGCCAGAAGUUCAGCGUUUGGUUCUUUCCAGUCUAUGAUGAGCCUGCUCUGCAAGGACCAAGCAUCUUUCCUGAGCAGUUCCAACACAUUCCUGAAUCUGCCCAGUGUCAAUGAGCUCUUGGAAGAUGACAAGGAAAAAUUCAACAUCCCCGAAGAUUCAACGCCAUUUUGCUUGAAGCUUUAUCAGGAAAUUCUACAGUCUCCCAACGGCGCGUUGGUGUGGUCCUUCUUAAAGCCCAUAUUACAUGGACAGAUACUCUAUGCACCAGACAUCCCGGCAAUCAAUAAGGUCAUUCAAAAGGCUAAUUACACUUUUUAUUUUGUGGACAAGUUAAAAGCUUUAUCGGAAACAUUGCUGAAGAUGUCCAGCCUUUUCCAGGGAGGUGGAAAUGGACAGAUGAUCAGCCAGCUGCAGGAAGCCCUGAGAAACAAAUUUAUAAGGAACUUUGUAGAAAGCCAGCUGCACCUUGAGGUGGACAGACUCAUGGAAGAGCUCCAGAGCUAUGGAGGGAUGCUGGACAAGGUCUUUAACCGCUCAGGGCCUGGAUACUUCCAUUUCCUGGGCAGUGCCCUGGUCAACCUCUCUUCCUGUGUGCUGCUGGAUCGCUUCCAGGCCAUGGAGUCAGUGGACAUCCUGGAGUUGGAAGCACAAAAGCUUAUGCAGAAGAACAAGUUCUUGGCCAGUAUCAUAUUCAACAGUUCCUCAGUUGGCAGGAGCUUCGGAUCAGCAUCUCUCAGAUUGCUGCCUCAUGUCACGUACACAAUUCGGACCAGCAUCUUAUACAGCAUGAGGACAGAUUUGGUAAAAAAUCCUUCCUGGAAGUUUCAUCCUCAGAGUCUGCCUGCCGACGGAUUCAGAUAUAACUACAUCUUUGUCCCGCUGCAAGACAUGAUUGAGAGGGCCAUCGUCGCGGUGCAGACUGGGCAAGAAGCCCUGGAGCCCACCACGCAGGCACAGGCAGGGCCCUACCCGUGCCACACCAGCGACCUAUUCCUGAACAAUGUUGGGUUCUUCCUCCCGCUGAUAAUGAUGCUGACUUGGAUGGUGUCCGUGGCCAGCAUGGUCCGAAAGCUGGUGUACGAGCGGGAGAUUCAGCUGGAAGAGUACCUGCGAAUGAUGGGCGUGCAUCCAGCCAUCUACUUCCUGGCUUGGUUCCUGGAGAACAUGGCCAUGCUGAGCCUGAGCAGCGCCACCGUGGCCCUCAUUCUGAAGACCAGUGGCAUCUUCGCGCACAGCAACGCAUUCGUCAUCUUUCUCUUCCUCCUGGAUUUUGGGGUGUCGGCCGUCAUGCUGAGUUACUUCUUGAGUGUGUUUUUCAGUCAAGCUAACACCGCCGCCCUGUGCACCAGCCUGGCGUAUCUCAUCAGCUUCCUGCCCUACAUAGUUCUGCUGGUCCUGAACAGCCAGCUCAGCUCUGCCAGCCAGAUGUUUUUGUGCCUCCUCUCGACCACCGCCUUUGGACAAGGAGUGUUUUUCAUUACGUUCCUGGAAGGACAAGAGGCAGGGAUCCAGUGGAAUAACAUGUACCAGGCUCCGGAGCCAGGGAGCAUGACAUUUGGCUGGGUUUGCUGGAUGAUUCUGUUUGAUUCAAGCCUUUAUUUCUUAUGUGGAUGGUACCUGAGCAAUUUGAUUCCUGGAGCCUUUGGGCUGCGGAAACCAUGGUAUUUCCCCCUGACUGCAUCAUAUUGGAAGAGCAUGUGUGGCUUGGUGGAGAAACAGCAACUAUCUCUAAGUUCUAGUAUGUUCUUUGUCAAUGAGGACUUUGGCAAGAAAGGCUCAUCACAGCAAAGCAGGGGAGGAGAGCUUGAGGGGGGGCCUCUUGGAGUCUCCCUGGUGUCUGUCACCAAGAAGUAUGAGGGCCACAAGGUGGCGGUGCAGGACUUGACCCUCACCUUCUACAGGGGCCAGAUCACUGCCCUCCUGGGGACCAAUGGCGCGGGGAAGACCACUGUCAUAUCCAUGUUGACUGGGCUCUACCCUCCCACUUCUGGAACCAUCCUCAUCAAUGGCAGAAACCUGCAGACAGACUUGUCCAGCAUCCGAGCAGAGCUGGGGGUGUGUCCACAGCAGGAUGUCCUCCUGGACAACCUCACCAUCCAGGAGCAUCUGCAGCUCUUUGCGGCCAUAAAGGCACCACAGUGGACUAAGAAGGAGCGACAGCAGCAAGUCAAUAAAACUCUUGAGGAUGUGGGGCUCACUCAGCACCAGCACAAACAAACCCAGGCCCUGUCUGGAGGCACGAGGAGGAAGCUGUCCAUCGCCAUUGCUUUCCUGGGCCAGUCGAGUAUCGUGGUCCUGGACGAGCCCACCAGCGGGGUGGACCCCUGUUCCCGCCGCAGCCUCUGGGACAUUCUGCUCAAGUACCGGGAAGGCCGCACGAUCAUCUUCACAACCCACCACCUGGAUGAGGCGGAGCUGCUCAGUGACCGCAUGGCCAUCCUCCAGCAGGGCCGGCUCAGGUGCUGUGGGUCUCCCGUCUGCCUGAAGGAGAUGUACGGCCAGGGCCUCAGCUUGACACUGGCCAAGCAGCUCUCGUCGCCAGAGGCCGAUGAUCCCAAGUACACAGCUCACCUCACAGCCCUGAUCCAGGUCUACAUUCCUCAAGCCGUCCUCAGAGGCAGGAGUGGGCACCAGCUGACCUACGCCAUCCCGCAGGAUGUGGAUGAGGCCUGCUUCAAGGGGCUCUUCCAGGCCCUGGACCAGAACCUGCAGCCUCUGCAGCUCACAGGCUACAGGGUCUCAGCCCCCACCUUGGAAGAGGUGUUUUUGAUGCUUUUGGAAGAUUCCAACAAGAAAUCACACAUUGCCCCAGGCACCAAGUCAGAGCCUCAGACUCAGAGACCUGCUGGACCUUCUCCCAACUCCUGUGGCUGUCCUGCGGGGACCUCACCUCAACCAACCCUGCCUGCCUCUGGCCACCAGCUUCUCCUGGCACAGAUGGCCGCGCUGCUGAGGAAGAGACUGCUCCGCACGCGCAGAGCCUGGAAGAACACAGCCUGUGACCUGCUGUUGCCUGUCCUCUUCAUGGCCCUGGCCAUGGGCUUGUUCAUGGUGCGGCCUCUGGCCACCGACUACCCUCCCCUCCAGAUGACGCCAGGCCACUAUGAGAGGGCAGAGACAUACUUUUUCAGCAGUGGGACCGCCGGCAUGGACCUCACUCAUGUGCUCUUGCGGAAGUUUGGAGAUCAGGAUCCUCCCUGUGCUGAUCCGAACCCAGAUCUGAUGAAGUCUUCAUGUUGGCGUAGGGAUCCCUUUUCUCCCUCAGAAUUCCAGGAUUCGUGUGGCUGCCUGCAGUGUCCAAACAGAAGUGCUGGGGCUCCUUACCUGACCAACCACCUGGGCCACACCCUGUUUAAUCUCUCUGAAUUCCCGGUGGAGCAGGACUUACUGGUGCCUUCGGAAAAACCAAGCCUCGGAGGUUGGUCUUUUGGAGUGCGGGUCCCCAGUGAAGUUCAAGACAUGAAUGCAAACACUUCAAAACCAAGAACUCUGGCAAAGGUGUGGUAUAAUCAGAAGAGCUUUCACUCCCUGCCUUCCUACUUAAAUCAUCUGAACAAUCUCAUUUUGUGGAGACACUUGCCCCCUGCUGUGGACUGGAGACAGUACGGAAUAACGCUGUACAGCCGUCCAUAUGGAGGGGCCUUGCUGAAUGAAGACAAGAUCCUGGAGAGCAUCCGGCAGUGUGGUGUGGCCCUGUGCAUUGUGCUGGGAUUCUCCAUCCUGUCCGCCAGCGUCGGGAGCAACGUGGUGAGGGACAGGGUGACCGGAGCCAAGAGGUUGCAGCACAUAAGUGGCCUUGGCUACAGGACGUACUGGGUCACUCACUUCCUGUAUGACAUGCUCUUUUACUUGGUGUCCUCGUGCCUGUGUGUCUCAGUCAUCGCUGCCUUCCAGUUAACGGCUUUCACCUUCCGCGAGAACCUGGCAGCCACGGCCCUCCUGCUGGCUCUGUUCGGAUAUGCAUCACUUCCAUGGAUGUAUCUGAUGUCUGGAAUCUUCUCCAGCUCAGACGUGGCUUUCAUCUCCUACAUCUCCUUGAACUUCAUCUUCGGCCUCUGCACCCUGCUGAUGACGACCAUGCCCCGGCUCCUGGCCAUCGUCUCCAAAGCCCAGAAUUUACAGAACAUCUAUGAUGUCCUUAAGUGGGUCUUCACGAUUUUCCCCCAGUUCUGCCUUGGUCAAGGGCUGAUAGAACUCUGCUAUAAUCAGAUCAGGUAUGACCUGACCCAUAACUUCGGCAUCGAUUCCUAUGUGAGUCCCUUCGAGAUGCACCUCCUGGGCUGGAUCUUCGUGGAAUUGGCCUUGCAAGGCACGGUUCUCCUCCUGCUGCGAGUUCUGCUCCACCGGGACCUUCUGCGCUGGGCAGGGACUCACUCUGCUGUCCGAGGCACCAUCAAACAUCCUAAGGACGUAGAUGUUGAAAAAGAGCAAAGGAGGGUGUUUGAAGGAAGGACGGGAGGAGACAUCCUGGUGUUGUGCAACCUCAGUAAAAGUUACAGAAGCUUUUUCAGGAAGACCACGGCUGUGCGAGAUAUUAGUCUGGGCAUACCAAGAGGAGAGUGCUUUGGGCUCCUGGGGGUGAAUGGAGCUGGGAAGAGCACGACUUUCAAAAUGCUGAACGGUGACAUCUCCCCAAGUUCAGGCCACGCUGUCGUGAGGUCACCCAUGGGUGCCGACGUGAGUCUGACCUCUGCUGGCCAGGCCGGCGUCCUCAUCGGCUACUGUCCGCAGCGGGACGCCCUGGAUGAGUUGCUGACCGCGCGGGAACAUCUGCGCUACUACUGCAGCCUCCGCGGGAUCCCGAGUGAGCUCAUCCCCCAGGUGGCAGCAGAGCUUGUGAGGCGCUUACACCUCGAAGCUCACGCGGACAAACUUGUGGCGACCUACAGUGGAGGGACCAAGAGAAAGCUGUCCACAGCCCUGGCCCUUGUGGGCAAACCUGACAUCCUGUUAUUGGACGAGCCCAGCUCUGGCAUGGAUCCCUGCUCCAAGCGCUACCUGUGGCAGACGAUACUGAAGGAGGUCCAGGAGGGCUGCGCCGCAGUGCUGACCUCGCACAGCAUGGAGGAGUGUGAGGCGCUCUGCUCCAGACUGGCCAUCAUGGUGGACGGCAGCUUCCGGUGCCUCGGCUCCCCGCAGCACAUCAGAGACCGGUUUGGUGAUGGUUUUAUACUCAAAGUUUGGCUCUAUAAGGAAGAAAAUCAACCUAGCACUAUUUCUGACUGCUUGAAACUCAACUUUCCAGGGGUCCAGUUUAAGGGACAGCGCCUUAAUUUGUUGGAGUAUUAUGUGCCCAAAAGAUGGGGCUGCCUAGCUGACUUGUUCAAAGUUCUAGAGAACAAUAAGAACUUCUUGAAUAUCGAGCAUUAUUCCAUUAACCAGACCACUCUGGAAGAGGUAUUUGUUAAUUUUGGUACGGAACAGGAGCAAACUCCACCUUCUCCUCUGGAUCUGCCCACUGAGGUUCACUGCCCUUGUCACCUGCCUGUCUAACUAGGGAAGGAAUACAGCCUGGUGUUUCCUCACCAUUGAUGUCCAAACUUCAAGCAACAAGCGCAGCUGAGGAGCCUGAGGGUGUGUUCCAGGGAGUCAAGUUUUCUUCUUUCCUUCGUUGUCCUCUUUGAAACUCUUUAUUAAUCACCGGCAAACCAAAAGGGGAUUCUUUUCUGUAGGUUUUUGGGGAGCCCCUCAUCCCAGCAGAGUUUACCCUGUUGCCUAGCUGGGUGGGUACCAACUUCCUUGGUGUGGAGGCAUGAAUGAGUAGACCGAGUCCACACUGAGCUGCUCUGGAUGGGGACACAGGCCCUGCUUCACCUUGCUGGGGAAGGAAGCCAGGCCCCUCCCCCUGACACUGUUCACAAACUUUCCCAACGUGCUUGUGUUGGAAAUGGCAUCAAGGGCUGUUUUCUAUUUUUGCCAUCUUUCCACUAGAUAGGCUCACAUGUUUUAAAGUAAAAAAUAAAAACUCAAUAAUUUAAAUGCAAACUUUUCCUGAAACUGGGUGACACUGUGCGGUAUGACAUGGGAAAAUUGCCAAUUUUUUCAUACAAAAAUGCUUUUUAAAAUUAAGAAUUAAAGGGCAUUUUCAGUCAACCAAUUAGCACACUAGAUUUUUAUGUGUCUUUUUAAUAGUCUUACCAGAAUCUCACAGACUAUAAUUUUGUGGGAUUAUAGAAAGAAACAGAAUGUGGAUUUGUUUCUUAAUUUGGAUGAAUAAUUACUUUUUUGAUAUUCCAAGCUCUGUGAUUUCACAAAGCCUGAUGGUUCUCAUACUGGCUGCAGUGGGAUCUCCUAGAAGCUAGUAGAAAUGCAGAUUCCCAGAGCUGGAGACUUUCAAAGGCUGGAGCUGCAGCCCAGCAGUCUGGAUUGAAACAGAUGUGUUCCAAUCUGAGAACCAAGAAAACACCACGUUACCUUCUAACUAUACAAGCAAAGUCAGCAGAGUAGGCAAUAACUACACAUUACCUUUCUAAGUUUUUAAGUUUUUCUAAAAAUUAUGUCAUUCUCAGAAUUGUUGUCCUUAAAGAUGUGGCUCUCAAAAGUUAUGUUAACCUGAUAUUUUGCAUCUUAUACUUUAUAAAAUGUAUAAGGUCAGCGUAUCCACCACUGAAAAUAAUUUCUUGUCACACAUUUCUGAGCAUCCAACUGACAGUGUUUUGCUACAGCCUUGGUAGAUGACCACAUUGAUUUCAUCCUUAAAUUUGGCCUUGCCCGACUUGGGCAUUGAGGACUAGGAAGUCGUGAUGGAAGGAAAACACUUCGUUGUGACAUUUCUUUACUGAAACCAGAUUUCAUUAAACUUGUCUUUUCCUGAAUAUCAUUAUCUCAGAGAUAUAUUUUAAUGGUAGGAAUUAAGUCAAUCAUGGGUAGAUUUUACAUGAGCUAUUCUGAGUCUCAGGGAUCACAGAAAUUAUGCAUUCUUAAUGAGUUACAUUUUAGGUUGUAUGAUUUUUUUCUACAAUUCUAACAUAGUCUCAGUCUCAAAAUGGAAGAUGUAAUCUUUUUGUUGUUGAAUCAAUACAUACCAAUUUGUGAACUCUGAAUAUAUUUAUACUUCAGUGAAUAAAUGAGAUGUGCUGUAAGAAAA
This is a messenger RNA of Heterocephalus glaber (naked mole-rat), 16600 nucleotides long. The record is from RefSeq and is a predicted model, not a curated record. NCBI's taxonomy places the organism in Eukaryota, Metazoa, Chordata, Mammalia, Rodentia, Bathyergidae.